AUGUCGGGCCCGCCGGCCGCCUCGCCGCCGCCGACGCCCGUGCAGAUCCGCGAGGCCAACGCGCACCUGGCCGCGCUGCACGCGCGCGUGGCCGAGCUGGAGCGCCGCCUGGCGGCCGCCGAGCUCACCGUGCGCGGCCAGGCCGAGAGCCUCCUGCGCAAGGACGCCGAGAUGCGCCAGGCCGUGCAGGGGCUGCGCCAGGGCAAGGACAGGGAGAUCGCCGCCUUGGAGGAGAAGCUACAGUCAUCCGAGGAGAACGCCCAGAAACUCCUCCACGUGAUCCAGGAAAAGGACGGCAUCAUCACGCAGCUUCAGCACCGCAGCCGCCUCCUGACCAAGAUCUGCCGCAGCCGACCUGUCCUGGACAACCUCCUGGCCUACAUGGCCGAAGGGGAGCAGCUAAGCCCCGUCCUUGAACCCGGGAGCAGUCCUGGCUCUCCGGAUCGCAGCCCACCCCUGGAGACAAACUGCCUUCCCAGUCCCCCCGUGGAUACCAAAGGCUUCUCCCUUGAAGACGACGAGCAGGAUCCGGACAGGAUGCUGUUUGGGACGACGGUGUGAGCAGCCGUGUCUCCGUGCCGCUCCUGCCGACCAGAUACCCCCUUGGGGCACCCUCUAGGUUUGCCGCGGGAGGGAGGGCAGGUGAGCUCCCCGUUCCUUGCUUUGGGGUCCAGCAAGCCAAGACUCGGCAGUGCCGCCUCCAGAUCCUGGUGCUCCGGGUGCUCAGUGAGCCGGGAGACGAUUCCUGUGAGCUGAGGGGCCACCGGUCGCUCCCCCACACCCAUGUGUCUCAGGCCACACGCAGUCACGUUUGGGGGACCAGGGGCCCCCAGGGCUGCCUUCCUCAACCUGGGGCCCUCCAGACGUGAAAGCAGAGCUAGCCAGUUCAGGAUCGAGGAGCGGCAUGACCCAAAUGAAAAAGGGGGCAGUAGGAUGAAUGUGAGGGGUUGCCGCACUCGGAGCUUUUCCAUCACCCCCGUGGGACGCACUCCCCAGCAGGGUUCUGUGCCAGGCUGUGCGGGGCAGCAGUGCCGGGCCUUUUGGCUCGGCCUUUCUGUGGGUCCUGGCUGUGCCGUGUGGUACUCUGCCACAGCCGGGCCCAUGGCGCCCGUGACACGACCUCAGGCGUGUUCCUUGUGGGGCAGCGAGAGAACGGCAUCUCCCACGCGGCCAGUCUGUGGAAUCUGGCGGGGGGAACCCAGGCGAUGACGCCCCCCCGCCCUGGGCUCAGCUGCUCUGGAGUGCUGCUUCCUCGUCCUGGCAGCUCCAGACCUCUUCCAAGGCUGCUCGGCCAGCCGGCCAGGGCGGAAGGCAGGGCUGCGUUCAGGUGGGGGUGCUGGGCAGAGGUCUUGGCCUUCAUUUCCGUCAGCCUCAGCUGCCGAGAGCCAGCCAGUGCGGCCACGCACCCUCUGGAGGGCCAGAAAUCGGCCCGCCCAUCCUGUUCAGUUCGUUGUGAACGGUCCACUUCAUCCAGUGGCCGCCUGCCCCGCCUUUAGCCAGUGCUCGGGCCACUGGACUGUGCCCAGUGGCUGCCUCCAGCCCCUCUUCGCUUUCACGGGGAGACGCCCUGGUUGGAAGGGGCUUGCAGAGGAGGCGAGAAACGCUUCUUCAGAGAGUUUAGUCACUGUGGGAGCCAGGGAGAAGCUGCCGCCCCAGCUGCGUCCCUCCGCUUUGCCAGCCCUGUUGUCCCUUCCUCACCUGCAGGCGGUUUGGUGUCUCCGUACCUCUUCAAGCCUGCGCCCCCUCGGGAUGUGUGGGGACGGGGUCUGGGCCACAUUGAACCGGGUGACCGAUGGACCUGCCCUCCCUCCCUCCCAGACCCACGCAAGGCCUCCUCUCCCUGCGCACGGGGCCUGUGCUGCCAGAGAUCCCAGCGGUUCUGGAGGAGCGCAGGGGUCGGCUCUGUGCCACGUGUGACUGCGGCGUCUCUGUGGGGCUGAGCAUGUUCCGUGGGGCUGCUCAUACCCUCUCCCGGCUUUUAAAGUUGGGGUCCCGCUUGCUUCACCUCUUCGCAGCCUGUGGUUGAAUUUCCACCACCUGUUUGCCGCUAGUCCUUUUUUCCUGAACCAUUGGAAUAAACUCCGAGCGGCCGUCCAUAACACUCUUCCGAGGGGCGAGCCUCGCGGAGCCUGAGAAGACGCCCCGUGGGGCGGCGCUGCACAGCUUUGGUCUGGGGCGCGGCAGCUCCUCUGCCAACAGGGAAGCCCCUUAAGUGCCUGCAGGGACUUGGGUAUUCUAGGUCCUCCGUCUAACUUCUUCCUCAGAGCAAGAAUAAAUUAAAUAAAACCUA
Messenger RNA from Varanus komodoensis (Komodo dragon), 2290 nucleotides. RefSeq names its product vimentin type intermediate filament associated coiled-coil protein (gene VMAC). The transcript is spliced from 2 exons. Lineage: Eukaryota; Metazoa; Chordata; Lepidosauria; Squamata; Varanidae. Bases 1 to 561 code for a protein of 186 amino acids. The record is from RefSeq and is a predicted model, not a curated record.